Salvia miltiorrhiza (redroot sage) is the source of this 1606-nucleotide messenger RNA. Its product is annotated as MADS-box protein SVP-like. NCBI's taxonomy places the organism in Eukaryota, Viridiplantae, Streptophyta, Magnoliopsida, Lamiales, Lamiaceae. Gene Ontology annotation, molecular function: RNA polymerase II cis-regulatory region sequence-specific DNA binding; protein dimerization activity; DNA-binding transcription factor activity, RNA polymerase II-specific. The record is from RefSeq and is a predicted model, not a curated record. Gene Ontology annotation, biological process: positive regulation of transcription by RNA polymerase II. The coding region runs from base 710 to 1402 and encodes 230 amino acids. The transcript is spliced from 8 exons. Gene Ontology annotation, cellular component: nucleus.
GAACUCAGGGAGUAGUUAAUUAAGACAACCAUCUUCACCACCAAUAAUUUUUUCCUUUUAAAAAAAAGGAGAUGUCUUUUCUUUCCCAUUUGCAUUCUUGAGAAUGAGACGAAGACAUCUGGCCCUCUUUCCAUCUCUCUCUCUCUCCGGCAAACACACUCACACAGUAGUUGCCUCUCCUUGUCGUCUCAUUCAUUGGUGACCUUUGAGCCAACAGCGGAAGAAUAGGUCUUGGGUUGGGUUUCCCCAAACACCAAGUGUAGUGAGUAGAGAGAGAGAGACACAUAUUCCAACCUGCCGAAUUUGGUAAAAGCAAUAAAUUCCCACGCAACCAGUAUCAUCUCUGGUUUCCUCUUUGUAUCCCUUUAUCAUUUUCUCCGACGGGCCCCCUGCCCCUGGCCUUUAUCAUCUCUCUCUCUCUCUAAAAAACAAACUGGAUCUGGUAAUGCAUAAUCAAACGAUGGCGCCUUAACGAGGCGGUGCGUGUCUCCCUUUAGUAUCGGAGCAUAUCCCUUUUUCUCGUUUCCUUUACUCUCGCUUUGCUGUCAUUUAGGGUUUUUCUUUAGUUCCCAUAUUCCCCUCUAAAAAUGGCAAAAUGCCGCCUUUCCCUCUCUCUCCUAACCGCCACGAGCCAUUUCUAGAAACCCUUUUCCCCUUCAAUCCAUUUCUUUGUAUGCUGGUUUAUUCCGUGUCUUCUUAACAAAACUAAAUGGCUAGAGAGAAGAUUCAGAUCAAGAAAAUCGACAACGUCACAGCACGCCAGGUCACCUUCUCUAAGAGAAGAAGAGGCCUUUUCAAGAAGGCUGAAGAGCUCUCCGUUCUCUGCGACGCCGAUGUCGCCCUCAUCAUCUUCUCCUCCACCGGAAAGCUUUUCGAAUAUGCCAGCUCCAGCAUGAAGGAGAUACUCGGAAGGCAUAAUUUGCACUCGAAGAACCUUAACAAGUUGGAGCAGCCAUCCCUCGAGCUGCAGCUAGUAGAGGAUAGCAACCACGCCAGGCUAAACAAAGAAGUGGCUGAGAGAACCCAUCAGCUUAGGCGCAUGAGAGGAGAAGAACUUCAAGGAUUAAGUAUUCAAGAGCUGCAGCAGCUGGAGAAGUCACUUGAAGUUGGCCUAGGCCGUGUCAUUGAGAAGAAGGGUGAGAAAAUCUUGAAUGAGAUCAGUCAACUUCAAGAAAAGGGAAUGCAGCUCAUUGAAGAAAACAAACGUCUACGACUGCAGGUGUUAGAUUUAUCAAAUAAUGGGGUAAAGAGAGUGACGAUAACUGCUGAGUCAGAUACUAUAAUGUAUGAGGAAGGGCAGUCGUCGGAGUCCGUCACCAACGCCGGCAACUCCACCGGCCCUCCACAAGAUUAUGACAGCUCGGAUACAUCUCUUAAGCUUGGGCUGCCUUACACUGGGUGAUGAAGAAACUUAAGGAGCGAGGUAGCUCAACGUCAAAGACUUGGUGCCUAAUUUACUGAACCAUAACACUUUCUAGUGGAAUUUUAAAGCUAACUCCGACUGCAUGCACAGAGCAAUGUAGACUCUUAAUUAUAUUCUUCUAUGUUUGUUGUAUAUCCUAUUCCUAUAUAUAAGUAUCUACCUACAAAUACAUUUAAUUCUCUA